CUCUCAUCAAUGGAGCUCCACCGUUCCAUCGUCUUUCUAGUUUUCCUCUUCCUUGUCGCCGGAGAAACUGUAUAUGGGAACGAAAAGCAUCAAGGGUUGAAGAAACUAAAUCUUCAUACGUACCGUGCAUUUCGACCGACGAAGCUUUUUGUCUUCGGAGAUUCGUAUUCCGAUACCGGAAACAACCCGAAAUCACUGGCUAGCUCUUGGAAAAACCCCUAUGGUGUCACUUUUCCGGGGAAGCCCGCCGGGAGAUAUUCCGACGGCCGUGUAAUCACCGAUUACCUCGCGAGGUUUAUGGGGAUCAAGUCUCCGUUGCCGUAUCAAUGGAGGAAAAUUGGGGGGAACAAGUUGCGAUCCGGUAUCAACUUUGCUUAUGGUGGAACCGGGGUGUUUGACACCGGCAACUUUCAGCCAAACAUGACCACCCAGAUUGGCUAUCUUCAGGAACUAAUUAACGAGUCCGUCUACACAAAGCGUGAUCUGGAAUCAUCUGUGGCUCUCGUCACCGUCUCCGGCAACGACUAUGGCGCUUAUACUGCUUCGGGUGGCUCUGACCAGGGUCUGCCAGCCUUCAUCACUCGUGUUGUGAGUCAAAUGGCGAUAAACUUGAAGGUAAUUCACAAUAUGGGCAUACGACGAGUGUUGGUGACUAGCCUACAACCUCUAGGAUGCCUCCCUCGAGCCACAGUCCUUUCUUCGUACCAACAAUGUAAUGCAACCCAGAAUUUGUCGGUCGAUUUCCACAACCAACUGUUGCAGAGGGUCGUGGCCACGCUCAACAAUAACACAAACGAUUCUAGUUUCAUCGUCCUUGAUCUUUUCAACUCCUUCAGCGUAGUGCUACAAAACAAACGAGCUUUCAUAGGGAGCUUGAAGUUUGAUGCUCCAUUGCUGCCAUGUUGUAUGGGAAUAAGCGUCGAUGCUAACUGCGGAAGUGUUGAUGAGAACGGAAAGGCGUUGUAUACGGUGUGCAAAGAACCGGAGUCUACGUUCUUCUGGGACAUGGUUCACCCGAGCCAAGCCGGAUGGCGUGCUGUGUAUUUAGCUCUUCGGCCGACUUUGACUCAAAUUUUCUACUAGCAUUAUUCUUUCUUUGUGUAUCUUUCUUGCUUGGAGUUGCCGUGUGUCGGGUCGACCACUUAGAUUCGAUCUUAGGUUGUCGUUUGGUUAAUUAAGGUAUGUGGUUUCUAGGUCUGUAAAAUUUGAAAUUUAAAAUGUAAUGCUAGAAGAGGAAAUAAAAGAGCAUGAGUUGCCAGCCAUUAUUCAUUCAGAACU
Cynara cardunculus var. scolymus (artichoke) is the source of this 1278-nucleotide messenger RNA. Its product is annotated as GDSL esterase/lipase At5g03610-like. The record is from RefSeq and is a predicted model, not a curated record. The coding region runs from base 10 to 1083 and encodes 357 amino acids. Lineage: Eukaryota; Viridiplantae; Streptophyta; Magnoliopsida; Asterales; Asteraceae. Gene Ontology annotation, molecular function: hydrolase activity, acting on ester bonds. The transcript has 5 exons.